UAAUCCAACCAUCAGUCAACAUCUCUAGCUCGUACAAUCAUCAGCUCGCAGCAUUCUCCCAAACCAUCGAAAAAAUGCGUUCAGUUGGUGCAAUUUCUUUGGCCUGCCUAUGCCUUGUUGUUGCUAUAUCGAUGAGCAACGGCUACCCCCAGGAACUGGCAGAUGAAGUACAAUCCUACGCUAAUACUUUGUUUGACGAACUUCCGGAGGAAUCGUAUCAAGCUGCGGCGGAAAACUAUCGUCUGAAGCGAGCCACAUGCGACCUACUAAGUGGAUUCGGCGUCGGAGAUAGUGCCUGCGCUGCCCACUGCAUUGCCCGUGGCAAUCGUGGCGGUUACUGCAAUUCAAAGAAGGUCUGCGUUUGCAGGAAUUGAUUGAACGAGCAAAGGAACUGCUGCAUGAAAUGUGUACCAAUGAAAUUAUAAUGUUCCUAUUAAAUUGUAUUCGUAAUAUUUUCAGUUGAAGAUUUUUAAAUAAAGCAAAACGGCCUUCCUUGCAAUAGGAACAGCUACAA
Messenger RNA from Topomyia yanbarensis, 514 nucleotides. RefSeq names its product defensin-C-like. The coding region runs from base 75 to 374 and encodes 99 amino acids. Gene Ontology annotation, biological process: humoral immune response; defense response to bacterium. NCBI's taxonomy places the organism in Eukaryota, Metazoa, Arthropoda, Insecta, Diptera, Culicidae. The record is from RefSeq and is a predicted model, not a curated record. The transcript is spliced from 2 exons.